AUGGCAUCUCAAAUUGUUGAUGUUGAGGAGUCAGCUCUGUGGUCUACACAAUUAGAGAGAUGUUUUGUUGAUAUAAUGGUUGAGGAGGUUAAUAAGGGGAACAUGCCAUUUGGGAUAUUUACUUCCAAGUGUUGGAAAAAGAUUACGGAGGAGUUCAAAAACAAGACUAAUCACGCUUAUAAUUUGAAGCAACUAAAGGCAAAAUUUAAUCAAUUACGUACAAAACAUCGUGAGUUUUCAACUCUUCGAAACGAGACAACUGGGUAUGGUUGGGAUGCAGAAACAAACACUAUGACUGCUAAUGAAGAAACUUGGCAACUUCACUAUGCAUCCACUCAAGAUCCGCCUAAUACAAACGAAGAACGAGAGCAGGAGGAUCAAUUUAUGAAUACAGGUGUCAAUGUUAGUUCAACUGCUAAAGGUCAAGAUGAUUCAGAUAAUAUUCUAGUUGAAGACAAUAAUCCUAGUCGUCGUAAAUCCACAUCCUCUGAUCGUCGUGCAAAAAAAGAGAGUAAAAAAAAUUCCAUCAGUGAUACUCUUGCUUGUAUUGUUGAAGCUUCCAAAGCAAGGACUCAAGCUUCCAAAGCAAGGACUAAAGCUUCAUUAGCUAAGGCGGAGACAUACAAGAAAAUGAAACAUACUCAAAAGGCAACUAGCCCAGACGCAUACUCUCCAAGUAAUUGUAUUGAAUGCCUUGAGGGUCUUGAUGAGAUAGAAGAUGACACAUAUUUGAAGGCAACUGAAAAGUUUAAGGAAUUGCACUAUAGAGAAUUAUUCAUUAAGAUGAGCAUUUCCAAGAAGUUUGCUUGGUUGAAGAGCUUGGACUGA
Messenger RNA from Cornus florida, 828 nucleotides. Its product is annotated as L10-interacting MYB domain-containing protein-like. The transcript has 2 exons. NCBI's taxonomy places the organism in Eukaryota, Viridiplantae, Streptophyta, Magnoliopsida, Cornales, Cornaceae. The record is from RefSeq and is a predicted model, not a curated record. The coding region runs from base 1 to 828 and encodes 275 amino acids.